AUGCCCUUCACCUGCCCUCAGCGGGGUGACCCUCCUGUCCCCUCACCUCCCGGGCCCUGCCGAGCGCCGCCCCUGUCCCGUGGUGGGUGCUCUCCCACCCUGGCUCUCCGCUGUGGAGAGGCCUCAGCCAUCCCUGAGGGGCCUCAGGCCCUGCGGUUCUGUUGUGGGUGGGUGGCAGAACUGAGGGCGCUGCAGAGGAGCAUCCUGGUGGGGGGACAUCUUGUGUCACUGUCCCCCAGCCAUGGGGCAGGUGGCUGUGUCCCUGUUGGCUACAUCCAGCUUGGAUCAGAGCAGCUGCUGAUCCAACCUGUGAAUGCAUCCGAGACCUCGUUCAGUGGGAAGGAACAUUUCAUCAGGCGGAGACGAUCCACCAAACCCGGCCAGCCCAGCAAGCCCCACGGCCCUGAGGAGCACUGCCAGGUUGUGGCAGAAAAGAAGAGACAGAAGAAGGUGAAGUCCACGAGUGACUGGCGGGAGAGGAGGAAUGCGAUCCGCCUCACCAGCGAGUACACGGUGGAGACCCUGGUGGUGGCAGAUGCUGACAUGGUGCAGUACCACGGAGCAGAGGCUGCCCAGAGGUUCAUCCUCACAGUUAUGAAUAUGGUGUACAACAUGUUCCAGCAUCAAAGCCUGGGAAUUAAAGUCAACAUUCGAGUGACCAAACUAGUCCUGCUUCACAACCGCCCUGCAAAGUUGUCCAUCGGGCAUCAUGGAGAGAGAUCUCUGGAGAGCUUUUGUCAGUGGCAAAAUGAAGAAUAUGGUGGGGCAAAAUACCUUGGUAACAACCAGGUUCCUGGUGCCAGGGAUGACACCCCUCCUGUGGAUGCUGCUGUUUUUGUGACCAGGACAGAUUUCUGCGUGCACAAAGACGAGCCUUGUGACACUGUGGGAAUUGCUUACUUAGGAGGUGUCUGCAGUGCCAAGAGAAAGUGUGUUCUUGCUGAAGACAACGGCCUCAAUCUGGCAUUCACAAUUGCACAUGAGCUUGGGCACAACAUGGGAAUGAGCCACGACGAUGAUCAUCAGCCCUGUGCUGGGAGGUCUCACAUUAUGUCUGGAGAAUGGGUGAAGGGCAGGAACCCAAGUGACCUUUCCUGGUCUUCGUGCAGCCGAGACGACCUCGAAAACUUCCUAAAGUCCAAGGUGAGCACGUGCCUGCUGGUGACAGACCCCCGGAGCCAGUAUUCGGUGCGGCUCCCUCACAAGCUGCCGGGCAUGCACUACAGCGCCGACGAGCAGUGCCAGAUCCUUUUUGGCACCAACGCCACCUUCUGUAAGAACAUGGAGCAUUUGAUGUGUGCUGGGCUCUGGUGCCUGGUGGAAGGAGACACAUCCUGUAAAACAAAGUUGGACCCCCCUCUGGAUGGCACCGAAUGCGGCGCAGACAAGUGGUGCCGAGCUGGGGAGUGUGUCAGUAAAACCCCCAUCCCUGAGCACGUGGAUGGGGACUGGAGCGUGUGGAGCCAGUGGAGCAUGUGCAGCCGGACGUGCGGAACAGGGGUGCGCUUCAGGCAGCGGAAAUGUGACAACCCCCCCCCGGGCCCGGGUGGGAAGAACUGCCGGGGGGCCAGCGUGGAGCACACGGUGUGUGAGAACCUGCCCUGCCCCAAAGGGGUGCCCAGCUUCAGGGACCAGCAGUGCCAGGCCCACGACAGGUACACCAACAAGAAGAAAAGCCUCCUGACAGCGGUCAUUGUGGAUGAUAAGCCAUGCGAGCUCUUCUGCUCCCCACUGGGCAAGGAUUCCCCCGUGCUGGUGACAGACAGAGUCCUGGAUGGAACUCCCUGUGGGCCUUAUGAGACAGACCUCUGUGUACAUGGCAAGUGCCAGAAAAUUGGCUGUGAUGGGAUCAUUGGCUCGGCUGCCAAAGAGGAUCGCUGUGGGAUCUGCAGUGGCGAUGGGAAAACCUGCAAAGUGGUGAAAGGAGACUUCAACCACACCAAGGGCAUGGUAACCAAUAGUCAUUGUAAGAAGGUUUCCACAUGUGUGAUGGCAAAGGCAAAGGCUGUUCCCAAGUGUUUCUCGUGUUACAUCGAAGCCGCUGUGAUCCCUGCAGGUGCCCGGCGGAUCAGAGUGGUUGAGGAUAAGCCUGCUCACAGCUUUCUGGCUUUAAAAGAUUCCAGUAAGAGAUCCAUUAACAGCGACUGGAAAAUUGAGCUUCCUGGUGAGUUUCAGAUCGCAGGCACCACUGUCCGGUACGUGCGAAGGGGGCUGUGGGAGAAAAUCUCUGCCAAAGGACCAACUAAAAUACCACUGCACUUGAUGGUGCUGUUAUUCCAUGACCAGAACUAUGGAAUUCAUUAUGAAUACACCAUCCCUGUAAACUAUACUGCUGAAAACAGAAGUGAGCCAGAAAAGCAACAGGAUUCCUUGUACAUCUGGACACACAGUGGAUGGGAAGGAUGCAGUGUUCAGUGUGGAGGAGGUGAGAGGAAAACCAUCGUGUCCUGCACUCGGAUCAUUAACAAGACAAUGACACUGGUGAAUGACAGUGACUGCCAGCGAGUGACCCGCCCCGAGCCCCAGGUCAGGAAAUGUAACACACACCCCUGCCAGUCACGGUGGGUGACUGGCCACUGGAGUCCCUGCUCUGCCACCUGUGAGAAGGGUGUGCAGCACCGGGAGGUCACCUGUGUUUAUCAGCUGCAGAACGGCACCUACGUCAACACCAGGGAUCUCUACUGCCUGGGCAGCAAGCCAGCCACGGUGCAGAGCUGUGAGGGACGGGACUGCCUGUCCAUCUGGGAAGCAUCAGAGUGGUCAAAGUGCUCAGCAGACUGUGGCAGGGGAAUUCAGAAAAGAACAGUGACGUGCACGAACUCCCAAGGCAAAUGUGAUGCAGCCACCAGGCCGAGAGACGAGGAGGAGUGUGAGGAUCACACAGGCUGUUACGAGUGGAAAACAGGAGACUGGUCCAAGUGCUCCUCGACGUGCGGCAAGGGGCUGCAGUCGCGCGUGGUGCAGUGCAUGCACAGAGUGACCGGGCGCCACGGCAGCGAGUGCCCGGCGCUGGCCAAGCCCGCCGCCUACAGGCAGUGCCACCAGGAGGUCUGCAACGACAGGAUCAACGUCAACACCAUCACCUCACCCAGGCUCGCUGCCCUCACCUACAAGUGCACGGGGGACCAGUGGACAGUGUACUGCAGGGUGAUCCGGGAGAAGAACCUGUGCCAGGACAUGCGGUGGUAUCAGCGCUGCUGCCAGACCUGCAGAGACUUUUAUGCAAACAAGAUGCAGCAGAAGAGUUAAUGAACCUGUGCCACUCCUUAGAGUCUUCCAGCUGUUUGUAUGGAAAUCACAGACUAGUAGGUCUGAGUACUGGAACUUCAUGAGUUGCUACAGCGUGGCGGAUCCCAAAGCACACCUAAUGAGACUUGAAACUAAUCCUACAGACUGGAUACCAAAGUCAUCUGCUCAUCCACC
Molecule: messenger RNA, 3423 nt
Organism: Ficedula albicollis (Collared flycatcher)
Lineage: Eukaryota; Metazoa; Chordata; Aves; Passeriformes; Muscicapidae
Gene: ADAMTS17
Product: ADAM metallopeptidase with thrombospondin type 1 motif 17
Exons: 23
Coding region: 1-3249 (1082 amino acids)
Biological process (GO): extracellular matrix organization; proteolysis
Cellular component (GO): extracellular matrix
Molecular function (GO): metalloendopeptidase activity
Source: RefSeq, a predicted model, not a curated record